AGAAAUGGAGGACUCCACGAGUACCGGAUCAGGAAGAUCAUCCCCUCAGGGCAUUGUGAUUCCACCUCUGCACUUGGAGCUGAUCGAAUACGUCAUGGGCUCGACCAAAAUGUUUUUCUUCCAAGACCUCAAUGCUUGGAGCGAGUGGACCACAAAACUGGAAUCUGCCAAGGACCUCUCGGACAUUGAGGUGCGCGACAUAUUUUUGACUCAAGUCUUGCCCAAAGUGAACGCCUAUGAACUUCCCAAAACACUCAAAAAUCGUCUGGUAUUACUGAAUAUACAUCCUCUUCUACGGCGCGUCGCCGAUGGGUAUGAGAUUUCGACGAACAGCGACCUAGCGUCUCGCAUCGAACUGGAAGAAGAUAAAGACUAUAUAGCUAUUUCCAAGUUCAAGGAAAACGGAUACCCAAGCUCAGCUCCAGCCAUUUUGAUUGACGACAAGUCGGUGGUGUUCGGUCCUCAAAUGGAUCCCGAGUUUCUGGCUCUUCUCUCUAUGAUGGUGUCAACCGAUCUGGAGCUAUCCAUGUGCCAGCUGCACAGUACCGAGGAGAUCCACAGCCGUCUACGCCAAGCUAGGCAGAACUUUGAAGAUCGUGCCAGAUUUGCUCCUUUACGCAACAAUCUUGAUGAAACAUUAUAUAAAUUGGAGGUGUUUAACAAGCUAAGGAAAAAUAUCUGCUUGGCUAUGAACUACCGUAAAAAAUACUAA
This is a messenger RNA of Drosophila bipectinata, 712 nucleotides long. RefSeq lists its product as uncharacterized. The record is from RefSeq and is a predicted model, not a curated record. NCBI's taxonomy places the organism in Eukaryota, Metazoa, Arthropoda, Insecta, Diptera, Drosophilidae.